Mesocestoides corti is the source of this 1416-nucleotide messenger RNA. The record is from the annotation of a GenBank genome assembly. NCBI's taxonomy places the organism in Eukaryota, Metazoa, Platyhelminthes, Cestoda, Cyclophyllidea, Mesocestoididae.
AUGGACUCAGAAACGAUUGUCGACAAUGCGUACCUCAUCUCGGGUAGUGGCAACUCACUUAAGGAACGAAGUCUCUUGGGGCACAAUUUGGCUUUUGAGAAACUGCGGCGAACAAAGUCGAUGCCUAAGCGGUCCCAGAUUGAAAAGGCAAAGGUAACUGCCCCAAUGCCUGAGAGUGUUGCUCUACCCUCACCUCAAGUCAAAACAGAUUGUUUUAAGGGCUUUAAUCGUGCAAAAUCAAAAUUUUUCCACUCCUGUCGACUGCCUAAGCCCAAAGCGACUGAAUACGAGAAGAACGAAACUUCCCGAUGGAGUCCACUAUUCCCUUCCAGCAGGCAUCACAGACCUUCUAUUGUUUCCGAAACCGGUACAAUUGCUUCCUCCCUUUCAUAUGAAAGAGAGGAGGUCAAUGAAGGAUCAGAUUCGCCGGAUGACAUUCACAACGCAUCUCCAGCUACCUACCGCCAUCCAAUGCUGGAAGAACUCGACGCAGAAUCAGUCGUUCCACCGCCACCACCAAGAGCGUGUCCAGCGUGGCUGAAGUCUGCUCUUCAAAGGUCCCAGGACGUCUCUGAGUCGUCUCAAUUACAGACUUCGUCGUCUCCCAUGGAUACGACCUCGGUGGCCACGUCGAUGUAUUCGCAGGCAAGCAGUUAUGUGGGUCGUUUUGAUGACGAAAACUAUGAAGAUGUCCGAAUCUACCCAGUGAUGCAGAACGGAGUGAAAAUUAGUGAUACACACUACUGGAUCAUUAACCCUCCAAAACGUCGCUCCAAGCUAUGGCACCACAAGUCCGAAUGCAGCGGUCACACGCGCGUAACACUGAGGGCCAACCGAGACUUCAGCACCGACCGUUUAUUCAGCGGUAGACCCACGAGCUUUUCGGCGAAGCUUCUGAACGACAACCAGCACUAUGAAAACGUCUCCUAUUCUUCCACAUGCUCAUCACCAGGCUCCAACAUGGACGUUGAGGUGACAAGACCCACCAACCUCCGUAGAGGUCGAUCUGAAAACAGCAAGGAGUUUCUUCAAACGGUUCAGCGUAAUUUAGUUAGCAAACUGCGAAUACUCGUCCCCAGCGCCACAGAAGACGAGUGUCGCGCUGUCCUCAUCGGCUCAAGCUGGGAUUUUGAAAAGGCCCAGCACCGACUGAAGCUUGAGCUGCUCUGUCGAACGGGCUUCGCGUCGAAGUCAGCUUGCGAGAAGUUGUUAAAGUGCCUAAACUGGGACCUACCCGAGGCACUAGAGUACGUACGAGCAGAGAACUGUGAAACCCUCGACUACUGUCGAAUUCCGCCGAGAAUCUGCCUCAAUACUCCCGACCUUUCUCCAGCUUGUAGCACUGGUGAACCAGUAAGCCUUACCCCUGAUAUUUCCCCCGACUCCCCUUACCCCAAAUCUCUGCCGUUUCCAUAA